GUACGCCGACACGCCGCCAGGCGCAGUAAACGCACUUUCGCGUAGAGUACCGCCGAGCUUGUGCGGCUCAGGUGCAAGUAUGCAAUUACAUCUGCCUUGAUUAUGUACCCUGAUGACAACAUUUUUCUCCGGAUUGCACGUCUGCAUCCCGCUGAUCGUCGGACUUCACUAAUCGGUCGUACUUUCGUACGUGUGCCUUAUUCAAGCGGCGGCAUCGGUAGGCUUACCCGUAGGCCUAACCAUCGGCGAUCUUGAUCAGCUUUUCCUCUAGAACGUGCUAAAAAUUUCAAAGUGUGCUGUGCGUCCGGAGCCAGAAGAUAUUUUGAGUCGUCGAUAUUCGGCCGAUUUGUGAGCUGGCAGUUGUGCUUAGUGGUUGAUGUGAGUGUAACAAGUAUGACACUCCCAUGGCCGAUCUCAUGAUCUCCGUGAAACGAUUGGUUAUUGUGAGCUGAAGAUAUAUCACACGGAACCUUUCGCCUCUGGUGCUUUGUGCUUGUGACUCCGUUGAGUGUGCUCAUUUCUCCAUCAGCAGAAAUGGCUGGAAACUUCGACCCGUACGACAAGAACAGCUGGUUCUUUGGCCCAAUGUCAAGGCAAGAGGCGACUGACCUUCUGAUGGCCGAACGGGAGGUUGGGGUCUUCCUUGUCCGCAACAGCACCACCAUGUCUGGAGACCUUGUGCUCUGCGUCAGGGAAGACAACAAGGUGUCUCACUACAUCGUAAACCGUGUGACACAAGCUGAACAAACACGGUUUCGAAUCGGUGACCAGAUGUUUCCAGACAUCCCAUCCCUGCUCAAUUUCUACAAGCUCCACUACUUGGACACAACGCCUCUCGUCAAACCUGUAAGGGCAGCUGUUGUGCCUCAUUUGCAACCCAACGCAUGCUGCGUGCAAGAGGCAGCCAAAAAGGUUGAGAGGGUGAAAGCCAAGUAUGACUUCCAAGGCAGCGGCGACCCGGACGACUUACCGUUCAAGCGAGGAGAGUAUUUAACGGUGAUCUCCAAGGAUGAAGACCAGUGGUGGACGGCAAGGAACAGUAUGGGUCACACCGGUUCCAUACCUGUUCCCUAUGUCGAAAAGGUAGAUGAGAGCCAGCAAGUGAAUGACGGCCAGAAUUGGCAUCGCCCUUCCUCCCCCCCUCAGCAGCCCCCGGGGCAAGGGAAUGCCACCCAAAGCCCCCGGACUGUCCCUCCUCCCACAGGGGACCCCAUCAAGUACAACACUCCCUCCAACGUGCAGAGAAAGCUACCCGCACGAGCACGUGUAAAACAGGCCAGAGUUCCCAAUGCCUACGACAAGACAGCUCUGAAAUUAGAGGUAGGUGACAUCAUAACAGUGACGAAGACCAACAUCAACGGUCAGUGGGAAGGAGAGCUGAAAGGACGUGUAGGACACUUCCCCUUCACGCACGUCGAAUUCAUUGACUCUGAAAACCCCGACGAGGACGAACCAUAACGUCCCAGGGACAGCUUCAGGAUGUUCCCACCACAACGUGCACAGUGUGUUUGCUUUGCGAUCAGUGCUCUCGGAGUGAAAUCAGUUUUUGAUGUUCCACCGGGUCGGUCGGCGCUGGGAGAACUUUGAUGGCAGCAUUUCUGUCACAAGAAAACUGGACUCUGCCGACUUGUGUGUCUUUCUCUUCUCUUUGUUUUUUACCUUCCGAGGGCAUGCUCUCUUCACCAUCCACCUUUUUCCGUCUUCUUUUUUUUUUUUGUCUUUUAGGAACAUCUCAUGGUUUGUUCUGGGAGGAUGAGGGUCUUUUGCCAAUUUUUUAGCGUUUUAAAUAUCUUAAUUGAAGAGAUCAUUUGAUUUUGAGACGAUUUUACAUUGCUAGUGAGAGUGGAACAAAGCUCAGAUGCAUGACUGGGGUCUGUUCAUGUCGUAUCUUCUUUGAAGGGCUGUGCAGCCCAUCGUUAAAUUGUGGAUAGGAAACAAAGCUGGAAAAUGAAUCCCUUCGGGAACAAGUAGUGCACGUAUGAAAAUUGUCCCGUAACAGCAAUUUGGAGAUUAUUAAUACUUCAGUGCUGUUGCAAGAGUAUAUUUUUAAUUAGUACAUUUUGAUUUUUCUUUUUUUGCACGAUAACAUGUACGAUUAUGUUUGAGCUCAAAAUGUGGAGUAUAUCGACUGGUGCUUUAGGACCCUCUCCUCCACAUGUUGAUUUUGACAGAAGCAUCACGAUGAACUGCUUUAUGAACUUCUGAGUGUCGUUGGUUGUUUAGGAGCAAAAAAAUAUUUUAUGUUCAGUAUACAGUGGUUAGGUUAAGCGAAUGUUAUGUUUUGUGCAGACAUUCUUUUGUAUCUAGGUUUUAAAGUAGUUUGUGCCAUGUUGCCCAUUUAUCUCUUUUCCAUUUUACAUCGAUUGUGGGGUGAGAAAUGAAACUUAAACCUUGUUGCAAUCACUCGUUGCAGGCAAACGGUUAUAAGGCAUCAAAUACACUCCCUCUCAAACAUUUCGAGCAGAUUACUUCUGCAUGUCACUUGUGUGUGUCUGCAUGUGUCACCAAAACCUGGUGCCCGAUGUUGAUUCAUUUGCCUUUUUUUCGCACACGUGUAGAUGUGAAAGUAAUUGCUAAACUUCUAAGAAACGAGUCUUUUCCUGAAAAGGGUAACUUUCAGCAAAAGUAACCACGACUCAUAGGUGCAGGCAAGCUGGUGGAUAAACUUCGUGAUGAAAAAAAAACACAAAAAAACUUGUGUCGAUAAAGUCUGUAAAGUGUGGAGAAGGCCAAACAGUUUUCAGGCUGCACAUGACGAUUGUAAGAAUUUCCACUACUUCUGUUGGCAACAUUGUAAAUUGCACGAUCACCACCUUGUUGCGACGAACCCAAUUUUGUCCUAUUCACAUAUGCCGCUCAUGGUCCUCAUCCUGCGCAAUGUGUCGGGUGCUCAAUUCAAAACCGAAACUCGUGCUCGAGUUUUGAGUGCCAAAUCUCUGUGGGGGAAAAAAGGAGAGGGAGAGAGAAAGGCACUGAUUUCAUCUGUCCCAGGGCUGUGAGGGCUUUUGGAAGAUUUUUCGUGUGUGUAUCAAACUGCGCAUCUUUUAUGCAGAUUCUUACUCAAAUUCCUGGAAUUUACUGAUACUAUCUCUUUUUGCAGGCUUAAGUCCCUUUACUCUAAAUUAAAGUUGGUUUACAGAGUCAGGCUGAGGCUUCUACCUAUACGUGAUAUUUUGUACACCUGCAACUUUGCAGGUGUACAAAAUAUGCUACAUUGUACACUAAUAAUGUACAUGCACAUUAUGUGCUACAGUCUGCAGGUUGGAUGAGAUUGAUUACAACAAAAACUAAACUGCACUUGCUUGAGCUGUAUGGUUUGCUGUCUUUCGAUAGAACAUACUUUUCUGCUGCUUGUCAGCAAAGAAGAAUCACUUAGGCUUGCUUGUGUCGCAUCAAUGCUACAAAGAGUACAGAACUAAGAAUAAAGUUGAGUCUGCUAACGGACUGAGCGUAGUGGGCCUCUUUGCCUGCACCUGUUACACCGUAAGAAAUCUGCAGCAUUGAACAUGUGUGUUUGCAGUCGGUCUACAUUUGAUUUCUGUGGUUUAGGGGUGUUAUUGGAAUCACCUUCAGAGAUGUCCCCUUAGGCUCGAAGCAGUUUCUUGAAAAGGCCCCGUGAUCUUGCUACACUUGAUUAGCAAGUAAACCGUCCUACGCUAUGUGCCCUUUCUCUCGGUCUGUUCUCUGACUGUGUUGUUUUGCUAUGAUAUUAGGCACAACCAAAUGCUCUUCGGCACAGAAUAAUGAACUGUGGGGUGUUGCACUGAGGCCUGAUUCCGCUGUGUUUGGCCAGUUACAUCACUACACGCAUCGUGCUGAGCCUCUACGUGCAUAUCAAAUUCACACGCAGACAUUUGUGAAUUUGGGGAUGCCCUUCAAAGAAAAUUAUGGUCCAGCAAUAGUUUUAUUCGAAGACUAACUAAUGUGUGUGUAUUUUUCAUGUUGGCUGUGUCUAAAGUAUGCCUGUAGCACAUGGCAGACAUGUUAUUGUUCCAUGUUGGUGACUUACAAGCAGGGUUGGUCACCAAAAAUAAUAGCACUUCUGAUUCUCUUUCCCCGUACCUGAAAACCUUGAUGUUUCGGUCCUGUUUCUGUUUCGAUCUCCAGAUGAUUUUCUGUAGUGGUUUUCGUUACUGUAGCAGAAUUCUGUUAUGUUUCCGUUUUUUAGCUGUUUUCAAUGCCGGUUUCUGUUUCCAUGAGAUCAUUCCAUCUCUUUCUCAGCAUUAUGGUGUUCAUUCUAUCGGCCCGGGGAUCUCGUAGCAGCACAACGUAAACAGAAGGACAGGAACACAAACACCAAAGGCUUAAAUGACGGCAGAAGAUGUCAAGGGAAGGCAGAAGGAGAGUUACAUUAGGUGAAUUUGGUUUCCGUUACCACCCUUGAAUUUCGUUUCCGUUACUGGUAACGAAAACGAAAAUAAUUUUGUUUUUGUUUCUUAUUUUAAUUUCCUGCAGAAUUUGGGUAGUUACCAUUUCCGUUUCCGUUACAGUUUCCAGUAACCAACCCUGCUCACAAGGUUAAUGAAUUUUGUACUUUCCAACAUCAUUCACCACACACAUUUCUGAUUUUGCAACGCACCUGACUGCAUUUUGCUCAUAGCUGUGUACCUCUAGGUGUCAUGUACUUGUAAAUUUGUUGAAUGCAACUAUAAUACACUGCAUAUUCAAGUUACUGCGUGAAAUGAUCUCACUGGCCUGAGAUGGUGGACCGUCAAGUCUUGUAGCAACACCCUUUACAUUACCAAGAGACAAUUUCAGGUCUGUCAGCAACCUCAAGUAUGGCUAGUGACGUGAUCUUACAAGACGGGUACAAUUUUCGUAUCUUUAUGCAUGCCGUGUUAGCUAUGAGGCGGAAACAGAACGUUGACUUCAUUUAAUUCUUUUUAAAUUCUAGGUACAUUUUUUCUAAAAUGUUAGCAGGAUGCAUAUCAAAGUUUUUGCACUAGAGUUACCCUGUGGAAAACAAAACAAAAAAAGUAAAUACAAAUAAUGGGCUGGCGCAGCAGUGCUCUUACCCAUUUGUCAUUAUCUGACCUUGAGCUUUGCAGUGCCAUGAACAUGAACAUGAACAAGGACGGUAGUCUGAGUGGUGCUGUGUGCAUUGUGUGUACAGUUUUGUAAUAUACUACUUUGUUAUAUUUAAAGGAAACUUUCCACGAAGAAAUGACGGGAGUAACUACCUUUAUUUCGAGAGUGUGGUUGUGUGAACAGAACUUUUUGUCAGAGCGAAGAGAAGUUUGUAACAAAUGACCAAACACUAUUUUGCUCCCUCCUCCCCCCCCCACCUUCCAUUCUUGUGUUAUUUAUCUUGUCGGUAGGAUUCAGUUCUACAGUGUUCUGCAGAGGUACUAUAACGAGUGCCGUACUUGCACUGCUUUUGUUUAGCAAGGACUGCAUGCUUUGUUAUUAUGUUUAGUUGUGUGUACGCAGUGUCCCAAUUCAUGAAGCUCCAAGCUGAUGCAGUGCUUGUGUUGCAUGAUUUCAGUCGAAUGAAAGUCUUUUUUUUUUAGUCCUGUAAAAGUAUUUUGCCGAGUUUGGCAAGCAAUAAAGUUUUAUUUGAGAUGGAA
Messenger RNA from Ornithodoros turicata, 5567 nucleotides. It is a transcript of the gene Crk, whose product is annotated as adapter molecule Crk-like. NCBI's taxonomy places the organism in Eukaryota, Metazoa, Arthropoda, Arachnida, Ixodida, Argasidae. Gene Ontology annotation, biological process: cell migration; signal transduction. The record is from RefSeq and is a predicted model, not a curated record. The coding region runs from base 535 to 1458 and encodes 307 amino acids. The transcript is spliced from 8 exons. Gene Ontology annotation, molecular function: receptor tyrosine kinase binding; signaling adaptor activity.